AUCUCGCCUCUCGCCGCACUUGUCGCCUUGUCGCAUUCGCGCGUCGCACAACGCGUUGCCCGAUGCGAUGCUAUUUCCAGCGAUACGCCGCGCCGUCCUUUCCCGCUCCGACGCGACGCCCGGGCUUCCCGUCCUUUCAAUUCGGAAAUAAUGGAACUCUAUCGAGCGACCCACGGUGACGACGACUAAUUACUAAUUAUAGAUCUAACGACUAACGACCCUCGAGCCUUCGACGCGUUAUUUCACAUUCGUUUGUUCUACAUACUUGGGAAUUUAAUCGAAUAUUUAUCGCGACGUAUCCAAGUUUAUGUUGAAAUAAGAAAUCGUGUGUCGAUAGAAUUUUAUUUAUUGUAGUUUUAGAAAGCUCGCGUAGCUUCCUUCUCCCAGUUAAUAUCGCAAAAGUUGACGGCUCCACGACAGGAACGUCAUCAAAAGCGACAGUACGCGCCGGCUGCUUCCAAUUCAGUGAACUUGAAUCGCAAAUAACGCUCGAACGGGUGAUGCGAGAUGCGAGUAACACGAUCUAACGCUAACGUGCCACGACAACGACGGCGAAUCGUGCGAUACGUCAGCUCUUUCAACACUCCAUCAAUUCUCAAUCGUUGUCUUCUGGACGCGCGAAUGAUUAACGAUUCAUUUUCGAGAUUCGUUCUAUACCGCUGUUUCGAAAGUAAACGACCGGCAUAGCGUGUCCCCCCGUCGCGUCGCGCGUCGUCCUUUUCUAUUCUCGCGCCUAUAUUUAGAUGCGCACUUGGUGCAUCUCAAAUGUUGGAACAGGUAUACACCGUGUGUGAAUGACCGAAUACGCAUGACGGAACGAUGCGUGUUCCACGGGUUGACGGCGGCGGAGCGCCGCCGCGCCGUCGGCACGAGGCGAGGGAGAGAAGAAGGAAAGAGAAAGUGCACGGUGCACGCGGGGCGAACGAGCGUGAAGGAGACGGCAGGUUGGACACGGGGACAACGAAGCGAAUAGUGGAGGCAGGGACGUACCAAGUUCGUCAGGCGCACGUUCGAUUCUCGAGUAAAGUCAGGUGUGGUGAAAGAAACGCCACCGUGCGCCCGCACUCUCCUGCCUCGCUAGCUAGUCAUCUCUAUUCGCGAUCGAGAAGAGACGUAGAAACGCGCGCGGAGAUUUAUUCCACGAUCUCACAUCUCACAUCUCACUCGCGCUUUAUCGUUCCAUCUUGUUGACGUCCGACGUCCGACGUCCGACGCUCGCGGCUCGACACGUGCUCGUCAGUCGUCACCCCGGCGCGUGCUCCUUACGCAAGAUUCCACGUGAAACGCGCGUUUUCACCCGCGAAACUUAUCGCCCGCGACUUUCAUCACCCGUGUGUCGCGAUAACGCGAGCCUAGAUAUUCGAUACUUGGCGUUAACGCGUUCAAACUUUACACAGUGGCAUUUCGUCCGUGUCUUGGUUUUUUCGACGAACGUACGGACUCGAUCGUACUUGUCCAAGUACUUACGCGGUUAUAUAUUUAGAGAGAGAGAGAGAGAGAGAGAGAGAGAGAGAUUUUCAGAAGUUUUCUGGGGACCACGUUACUUUCACGCGUGUCAGCCGCAGCCGCCCCGUGUCAGUGGACACCGAUGAACCUUUCGACAAUAGUUUUUUCUAGUUGUUCGACUACACUGUUUACUAUUUAGCAUUCUCUCCUCGUUGGCGAGGCAACAAGACUUUACAAGACGCAACUACACGCCGAUCUCUGUUAUUUCCUUUGUGCGCACUGCGCACUUGUGCUAGAAACAAUGCGCUUUCUCACGGUGCGCCGCAGAAUUCUUAGCGGUGUUUAGCAUUUGCCACGCUGUACGGCUGUACACCCAGCACUUCGGGGAGCACGGAACACGAGCAUGGCAUAAGUGCACACGCGGCGCAUUCUACUUUCGUCCGAUCGCACGCGGCGUCCGGCGACUCGCGGUGACUCGUGGGUCUCAAUAAACGUGCCCUCCUUGCAUUUGCAACGUUCAUACAUUCUUCCUCGUCUUCGCAAACAUCGCGACUGCUCCGCGGGAGAAAAUAACGUCACUCGCGCGUCUUUCUUACCUAACGUUACAUUCCGCAGUCAAGUACUUAUUGUUAAUUCAUCUCUCCGCGUUUCGUUUCAUCUGAAAUUCGCAAAUAAAGGGAAACAUGGGAAAUUUAUUUAUCCGCGAUGUCUGUAAACCGACGCGACGAAACGCGGAUAUCUUUAGAAUAGAUUUCUGCAUCGAGAACGACGGUGGAGAAAGAGAUCCUCCGCAGGCAGGACGACCCCCUUCGCGUCGUCGUCACCGCGAUUCUUCCCUCGAUACGGUCGUACGCCCCUGACUUUGUCCACGGUGGGGGCAGAUGAGGCGGAGGCAGAGGGUGUCGGUCGUCGGGUCGGCGCAGCGGCGAACAGUGGCGAGCGGACUCGUACGAGUCGAGGACGAGGCGACGAGGCGACGAGGCGACGAGCUGGCGAAAGCGUCGCGAACGGGUUCGUGUGUCGUCGAGGGAGCUCGCGAGAGGAUACAGAGAAACCACCGGAGUGUUCUGGAUCGUGGAAGCAUCUCGUGGGGGCUCGCCGUCGUGUUAAAAAAAAAAAAAAAAAAAAGAAACUUGUGAAGGAGCGUGACGAAAGACUUCUCGUGAUCGUGGAAGGUCUUCUCGGGUUGUCGCGAGGCGGACAGCAUCGUUUCCCGGUGGAAGGUUCGAUAGUGCGUGGCGGGACCUCGACGUGCUGGACGUGCAUCUCACAUCCGGAGGGGCGGGGGCGGAGGCAAGCUUACGAGCUAUCGAGCGACCCCGGCACGGAGAUGCACGUGCGUCGCGGCGCUCGCUGGGGGUAGAACGGCCCGUCUCUCUCCGAAAAACAAACGUGACAUGUCAACCUUGGUAACGGUGGACUCGGGGGGAGCGACAAUAGGAAACGAAUCUGUCGAGUCGUCCAACGGCAGCGCGCGUUACGUGGUUUCCGUUGUCGCGGGUGAACGCUAGAGUGCUAGACGUCGAUAUCCGGCCCCGCGAGUUUCGCGGUCAUCCUCCUAAUACGGAUUAUUAGAUCUGAACCGAGGACGCGCGUGUCGAUUCGACGCGUCGCGUCGUGACGUCGAUGACGUCCGAAGAAGCUUGGAAUCGCUCUGCGGUCGUCCGUAUCGUCCCGUCGAACUAGAUAUGACGACCCCGAGCACCCCCCUAGCUGCGAGAUCUCGCGACUGUCCCCGAAGAAGCUGCGACGCGCCGCGAUCGUCGACGACGUUCCACCGUGGGCACCGAGCUCCGAGAUGUAAAUCCCUACCGCGAAGCCUACGGACCGCAGUCGUCGACGCUCUUUCGUCAAGUCGAUGACGAGCACGAGGCGGGAGGAAGCUCGAGCGAAGCAGUGACUCUGUAAGAUUCCGACCGUCGCGUCGCGGAGAUGUUGCCGCCGAGGAUGAUCGACCGCGGCCUGCCGUCGGAGACGACGGGCGGAGUCGAGCUACGCUCCGCCGAGGUCGCGGCGACCUGUCACGUCGCGAGAUACCGCGAGGAAUUCGACGAGACCAUCCGCACCGUCUCGGAGCCGGAGUGCACGAAGCGGAGACUCGACUCGGCCGGAACCGGAACCGGCAGCACCAGGUCGGUGCCGGAUGGGCGGCCGCGUCCGGGCUUCUCCAAGGGCUCCGCAUCUCUGCAGAGCCUAGUGCGUCGAAGGAGCCGCAGGCACGGCACGUCUCUACCCUCGGAGGUCGAGCUGUCUUCGAGGCAGGUCGUCUACCCCGCCGCGGCCGUCCGCUCGGACCUCCUCAAGGACAUCGGCGUCGGCAACGGCGCGGCGGUGCCGGUGUCGGUGUCGGUGUUCCGGAACGAGGAGGAGGCGGCUCGAACCGCCACGCCGACCUCCACGCUCGUCUACGCGACUUCCUCGGCGCACCCGUCGACCUCGAGGGGCGACAACAACCCGGCGACGACUCAGGACAUCUCGACGUCGGCCAGUAACGUCGUCACCACCACGGGCAGCAACGUCACCUCGACGACGAACGGCGGCCGCUUCGGCAGCGCGCCAGUCUCGUUGCCGAGGACGACCGGCGUCGUGAAACCGGGCCCCUCCACGUCCUCCUCCUGGAACAGCUCCGCCGAGCAGGAGAGCGACUACGUCGUCGAUCCCGUGCAGGGGAACGCCUACUACAAGGGACAGUUCUUGGGAAAGGGUGGUUUUGCGAGGGUCUACCUAAUGACUGAUGUUAGCAACGGAAAUCAGUACGCGUGCAAGAUCAUCCCGAAGAAUCGGAUGCAGAGAAUCCAUAUGCAGAAGAUCGCGCGUGAGAUCAUGAUCCACAAAGAGCUGAAUCACGUGAACGUCGUCCAGAUGCAUCACUACUUCGAGGACAAUCUCAACGUGUACAUGCUCCUAGAGGCCUGCCCACGAAAGAGCUUGAUGCACGUGCUGAAGUACCGUGGCAAAGUCACGGAACCGGAAGCGCGUUACUACAUGAAGCAAAUGGUGACCGGCGUCGCGUAUAUCCACUCGCAGAAAGUUGUUCACCGGGACCUGAAGCCGGGUAACAUGUUCCUAUCGGACCGGAUGAUCGUCAAGAUCGGUGACUUCGGGCUGGCGACGAGGCCCGAUGGCCAGCGCAGACGAGUGACGAUAUGCGGCACACCAAACUACAUCGCUCCGGAAGUUCUGUACAAGCAAGCGUACAGUUACGAGGCGGAUGUUUGGGCGCUGGGCUGCAUAUUGUACGCCCUGCUGGUAGGGCAACCACCCUUCGACACGGCUACGCUCAAGGAGACUUACGCCAGGAUCUGCAACAAUCAUUAUCGCGAGGUCGACGACAGUAUCGCGAGUAAAAGCGGUCAAGACUUGAUCAGAUGGCUGUUGCAAUCCAAUCCCGAGCUACGCCCGAGCUUGGAGAGGGUAAAGGAACAUGCCUAUCUCACCAAGGAAUACGUGCCUGCGUCUUUACCCCACACUUGCUGCUACCAAAUGCCACCGGCAUCGAUCAUCGAGCCACCCUCAUCGCCGUCCUCGGUGUCCACAGUCGCCAGGAAUGCGGAAGUUAAGGCACAGAUAUGGCAGCAGAGCCUCGUUUACCCCGACGCGUCGUUGCGCUACCAGCAACAGUCGAUUCAGACUCAGCAGACGCAACAGCAGUCGCAGCAAGUGCUGAACCGCUCGCACAAGAGCCUGCAGAAGGAAUCCAAGGUCUCCAGCUGGCUCGUCAGGAAAUUGCCCAAACUGCCGCGAUUCCGGCAACGACUCAGCAGCGUGCUUUGCCCGGAUCACAAAAAGUCCGGCUUCGUGGCGCAAAGCGUGCAAAUGCAUCGCGCAUUAGAGGCGUGCGUGCCGGAGAUGAAGCGGAAUAACGCGUGCAAUCCACCGACCGUAGAGGACAUCGUACCGCUCUUCGUCACCAAGUGGAUCGAUUAUUCGAACAAGUACGGGCUAGGCUUCCAACUCUCCGACAGGUCGGUUGGCGUUCUCUUCAACGACAACACGAAAAUCAGCUACACUCACGAUAGAAGAAGAGUGGAAUAUAUGACGACCGACGACGAGGUGACGCGAUAUCACCGGGAGAGGGACGUGCCAGCGCCGCUGCAAAAAAAGCUCGAGUUACUUCGUCAUUUUACCGAAUAUAUGGACGAUUUCUUGACAGAAGGUGGUGAGCUGAAAAAAUACCGCGCGCCGCCGAGACAGUCGAAAAACUCUUGCGUGCCGCGAAUGAGAAGGUGGCUGCGUACGGACAAGGCCAUCGUGAUGGAGCUAACGGUACCGCUCCUGCAAGUGAACUUCUUCGUGGACCACACGAAGAUGGUGGUGUCGCAGGAGUCCGCGGGAGGAAGGGGCUACCUGAUCACUUACAUCGACACCGGCCGACACGCGUCCUCUUAUUGGCUGAACGACCUGCGUGACCUCGGCUGCACCCCGGACCUCUACGAGCGUCUCUACUACGUCUGUAAGGUGACGCGCGAGUUCGCCGAGCUGGACAACAACACGAUCGCCUGAUGAUCGCCGACGAAUUCUCGGGGGACGCGCGCCGUGGUUCCCCCAAGAACCGCUCAGGCAGCCGAAAUAGCAGCGAGAUCUCUCAGAUACCUGUUUUAGCUCUUAUACUCAAGCAACUUCUUCUUUUCCAUAAAGUGGCAGUUGAGUGUCAGUGAUAAAAUUCUUCAGCUACAAAAAGUCGAUAAUUAUUAAUUGCUACGAUCGAAUUUUUUUGAAUUUUAAUUACCACGAUGAGAGAAACAGAAACACAUCCGUUUGUCUCUCUCUUUCUCUCUCAUAAGGGUUAAGGAUAAGGAAAUAGCGGCGGAGCAAGUACGUCACGAUACGUACCGUUACACGCAGCAUUUCUCGGGGGGGGAAGGAGGGGGAAAGUCGUAAAUAAGAAUGUCACGCGUAUAAGUCCGCGAGAAGGUGUGUCAUCUUGCGAAAGACCGCGCGGUGCGAGUGCUUCCGUUGAUUUAUAAAUCCGCAUGUUGUUUCCAUAAAACCAGCAGAGAUCACCUGUAAGCCCCUGGCCCAUUUCGGCAGGAGAUCCUCUCUGCAAAAAAAUUAAUUUUCCCACGUGAUUGAAGACUAGUUAGAUUAAUUAAUAAGUAAUCGGUCAACUUGCCAUCGUCGCAAUGAUGAUGUUUCGUGAGUCUAAGUAGAUAUAGUGUUAUAUUGUUCCUCUUGAAUCAAUAUUAAGUCGCGAAAGCAUUACGUGAAAGGAAUACACUUGUGAGAUCCCUGAAAGAACUAGCUACGCACUAUUUUUACGCACAGCGGCAUUUUUACAUGCAGAUCCCUCAUUCUCGUGCGAGAAUCAUUCGACGGAAAUUAUCGAGAUUAAUGUGAUAUGAACGUCAUAACUAGUUGCGAGAUACAUAUGUCCGGUGAUACUUUUCAUCGUACGAAACGCAAGACGGUCACAACUAGGAGAGUGUCAACUGCAUUGCUACUACCUCUGUUAAAUAGGUAGCACAGGUAGCUGUUAGUAUAUUUAUUUUUCACGGCGCAGAUCUCCCUAGUUCAGUGCCUAUAUAUCGAGUAAGUAAUUGAAAUCCGGUAGAUUAGUUUCAUCGGGUAAAUCGAAUAUAGUUUUAUUACACAUUUGCGCGAUCAUGCGGCGUGCAAAGUGUAAUGUCGUUCGGAACAACGGGAAUUUUUCCACGUAAAAAGAAAACUCUUCCUUCGCUGAAAGCACGCUGUUAUCGAAAUCUGAGCUCCACUUCGCGAUUCGUUGUUAAGACACCGCAUUGCCUGUAUCGAAUUAUGCGUGAAAAAAGUCAAAUAGAUCUUUUUAACGUUGAGUAUUUAAGGAGAAUAAUAGCUCAACCAACACAAGAAAAUUUAUAAACGUUUUUGCACAUGUGUGCGUUGCUCUCUCAAAAUAUAUUUUUGACUGUGUUCGAAUUUGUUCAAAAAUUUAUUCUUUUUUAUGACAUUGAGAUAUAAGGUGGAAUGCUCUGGAAGGGAUGAAUCUGACGUGCGAUAAGCGCGUGUUUGCAAAAGUAAAAAGAAGACUUGUCGAAACGCGUUUAAAUAAUAUAGAUGGAAUGCUCUGCAUUAUUCGAAAGAGAAACAGAUUAUUUUUGACGAGUUAAAAAGUCGAUUCUAACAAUUAGUUCUGUUUAUUCUUUCAUAGCGACACGUGUGUUUUGUAAAAAGAUAUCGCCACGCAUCUCUUUUCACAUGAUUUGCCAUCGAGUACUUAAAAUCGGCCCAAGGGCACAGAGAGGAAGCCUCGGUAAAUUGUUAGCAAAUCCUAGUCAACGCUCCUUUUCUAGAAUCUAACGAAGGACGAGCGACGAGUGUCACUGCCAUCGUUGUUACGCGUUGCCGCUGUAUCCAGGCUGUUGCGUUUAUAGUUAUACUAUUUAUUAGUUGCGUUUAUACGCGUACGCUUGUUGGAAGUUCGUUGUGUGCUAUCGUUAAGACCGUGAAGAAUACGUGGUAGUUUUACGGGGAAGAGCCUCUCUCUUUAUAUAAGACGAGCCCGGUCCGAAUGUUUCUUCGCACAAUUGUGCAAUUGUUUUCGCGGGCGUUCGACGCUUAAUGUCGUUUUCCGUUUUUCUCGUCUUGCCAGUUGGAAUUGGUGCACGUAUCUAGGACCAAUUAGGCGGAUACCGCGAAACCUCGGGAGAGAUCAGCUACAUCCUAGAUAUUGCACGUUAUAUUGGUGACAAGCGAACGGUUCGAGCCAUAUGUCGUCGACGGGAUUUCCCGAUGACAUAAUCACGUUCUCUCGUAACGUAUAGGCGGAUGCAUCACCGAUGCAUUAUGCCGAAAAAAUUUCUGAUCGACACGAUUAUAUUUGUAUGCAUUUUCCCGGCAUGUCGCACGCAACGCGUCCCGCCCGAAUUGUUCUAUUUCCUGUUAUCGUGUGUACAUUAAUACCGCUAUCAUAGUUGUCGCUAGUUAUUUAGAUUAUUAUUGCUAUUACUAUUACGAUUAUAUGAUUAUUAAUAUUAUUUUAUUACGAUUGUAUUCUGACUUACGCUAUCGCUAUCGUCCGCUAUCGAUGAUAUUGUCGCCAUCGCGACAUGCGGCAGCGACCGCAAUUAUCUUUAGUACAAUUAUUAAAUCACUUAUUAUAGAAAUAAUGGCAAUUCGCUGCACCACGGGUGCGCGUUCGUUAUUCGCAUCCAACGCGACAACGUUUGUCGUCAUAUAUAAAACGCGCAGUGAUAUUAUUAUAUUUUAUUUUUUAUCGAGGUCUUUUAUAUAUGUAUAUAUAUAUUGCAUUACAUUUUAACGCGCGUUCCAUGCAACGAAGCGACAAUUAACACUAUAAGGAUCUCAGAUUUGUUGCUUUAUUCGUUUUCUAUGGAGGAGAAGUGAAGCGUUAGAUUCGAAGCAAUAGACGUUGUUCCGAUUACGAACAGCGGACCGUGUAAGUUAGAGGGAUAGGAGAGUGUCGCUAGUGAAACAUAUUUAAUAAAGCUGCGAUUUUGAUAAAGUA
Molecule: messenger RNA, 8890 nt
Organism: Temnothorax curvispinosus
Lineage: Eukaryota; Metazoa; Arthropoda; Insecta; Hymenoptera; Formicidae
Product: serine/threonine-protein kinase PLK1-like
Exons: 8
Coding region: 3379-5949 (856 amino acids)
Biological process (GO): mitotic cell cycle; protein phosphorylation; regulation of cytokinesis
Cellular component (GO): centrosome; spindle pole; cytoplasm
Molecular function (GO): protein serine/threonine kinase activity; ATP binding; protein binding
Source: RefSeq, a predicted model, not a curated record